AUAAUUUAUUAUUUGAGCUUUAGUGUCUACUGAGAAAACUCGUUCUUUGUCGUGCGAUUUCUUGCCGCCGUCAGCGUCGGGAAUUUCCGCGGACGAGAAUGAACGUCGCGUCGCCAUUGGCCAAUUCGUGAAUCAGUUUGGCAUCGAUGCACCAAUCAACGUCUUCGUCCAUGAGAACUUCCACAUCCGGGAUCAUGCUGUGACGUUUUGUCGGUGCGCUUUCUUCGGAUUUGUCGGUGAUCUGCGGUGAUCUCUCGAAAACAGACUCGAGCAACACGUAAACUGACGUGUGACGUGAACAACGUCGAAUCGCAGAUGAUCCGGUCGAAGGUAAACCACAUUUCCUGGCGAGUGGCACGCGAUCGAUGAUUGAGAUCUUGCGGAUCGCAGAACUCUAUGGGCUCGACGAUCGCGUGUCGUACCUACUGACACUCGAUGUUGACGUCGAUGUUAACGUUGUAACGUGACAAAGGGAUCCUCCGGCGUCUCGCUAAAAGCGCUUUGUCGCGAUUUAUUUUUGCAUUCGGAAUCGCUAUAUUUUUGCGUGCAACCGCGACCUUAAAAUAGAUCGUCGCGGCGACGACAGCAGCGACGGCGGCGGCGGUGACGACGGCGUGUGAUGUAUUUUCCGCACGCUGACGAGCAGCGAGGUUUUAGGGUCCGAGUUUUUAGGUUACCACGUUCCUGGGUGGACUCGAUCGAGAAUUCUUACCCCAGAUUCUGCUCGAUCGACGAUCCAUUCCCGAGAACGAGGAUGGAAACCGAGUGCGAGGUACUCGACGAGCCACUGCAGGUGCUGCUCAAACGGAUUUAUUAUUUGGCGAGAGACGGAAUGGCGAUCGCUCUUUAUUCCCUGUUGUGCGACAAGUCGAACAAAGACGUCGCCGAUUUUCUGGUUAACCAGAAAGUCUUAGAAGAUGAUGGACAAAAGUGCACACCCUUAAUAGUUGCCGCGCGUUACGGACACAAUAAUGUAGUCAGGACGUUGAUUGACAAAUUCGACACUGAUUUAGAGCUGGAAGGAACAGUUAAAUUCAAUGGAUAUGUUAUUGAAGGAGCAAGUGCACUCUGGACUGCAGCAGGUGCUGGACAUUUGAAUGUUCUUAAAACUCUUGUGAAAGCAGGAGCAAAUGUCAAUCAUCCAACAAAAACUAAUUCCACUCCACUUCGAGCGGCGUGUUAUAAUGGCUGUUUGGAUAUUGUUAAAUACUUAAUCGAACAUGAGGCAGAUCUAAAUAUUUCCAACACGUUCAAUAAUACUUGCCUUAUGAUAGCAUCGUACAAAGGACAUCUUGAAAUUGUUAAUUUUCUAUUAGACAAAGCGGCAGAUCCAAACAAGAAAGCAUAUUGUGGGGCGACGGCGUUGCAUUUUGCGGCCGAAUGUGGACACACUGCCAUCGUGCGCGAGCUGUUGAAGCAUAGAGCGCAAAUGACGAAGAAUGUGAGUGGCAUGACGCCUUUAAUAACAGCUGCAGAGCGGACGCGUGCAGAAGUCGUCGAAUAUUUAGUACAAAAUACGGAAGUGACAAAAGAAGAAAUAAUAGAUGCUUAUGAAUUACUUGGAGCAUCUUAUGCUAAUGAUAAAGAUAAUUAUUGCCUAAAUAAAGCAUAUACGUAUCUGCAUAAAGCGAUGGAAUUAAGGUAUAGCGAUACUGAUAAUAUUAUACAUAAGCAAUUAGGUUCGACUGUGAAAGCAUAUGAGAACUGGAAGGAAUGUGAAACAUUAGAAAAAUUAGAAAGUAUUAAAGACAAUCCUAAUGCUAUACAUAUGGAAUCGCUGGCUAUUCGGGAGAGAAUCUUAGGUCUCCAUAAUCCAGAAUUACCACAUCCUAUAGUAUUCAGAGGUGCUAUAUUUGCGGAUAACGCAAGAUUCGACAGAUGUAUAGAACUGUGGUUACAUGCUUUGAAACUAAGGCAGCUCAAUGAUAUAUCCAUUGUAACAGACCUUCUUCGAUUUGCGCAAGUUUUCUCGCAAAUAAUACACAUGGGCGUUGAUCUAGAUAUUUCUCAAGUAAUAAAUGUACUGGAAGCAAGCGUAACGGAAUUGAACAAAAACAAAGCCAAAAUUCAGAAUCCAGAUUCCAAGGAUGAUAUCGAUCAAUGUGUUGAAGAGAUGGAAUCAAAUAUUACAACAACGCUAUACAUUCUCACGAUUCUGACAAAAAUGAUGACACUGAUGAAUGUGAACGAAUGUAAUGAAUUGGACUUGACACGGAUACAUCAUCUAGUGCAUAAAUUAUGCGCAUUACGAGUGUGCUUGAAAGAUGGACAAACUCUACUACAUCUUGCUGUGAAUGCCGAAACUCCCGUUGACGAUUUUCACACCAAUGAUGUCUGCAAAUUUCCAUGUGCGUCUACAACACAAUUAUUAAUUCGUUGCGGUGCUGACGUAAACGCAAUGGACAAUGAAAAAAAUACGCCACUCCACAUUAUUGUCGGUUAUCCUAAAGCAGUUAGCGAUUUUGCAACCUUGCAUACAAUUAUAGUUGCUCUUAUAGAGGCUGGAGCACAUAUGGAUACUGUAAAUAUUAAGGGGCAAACACCAUACGAUGCCGUUGUCACGGGUGUAGCUAAAAUAAUAUUACGUACUCAGACCAAAUUAUCUUUAACGUGUAUGGCAGCCAAAGCAAUUAAAACUUAUGAUCUGCCCUAUCAUGGUAAUGUUCCACGGUCACUCGAAAGUUUCAUAGAACUUCACGGAUCUAAUCACAGCUGACAAGAAGUUAAUCGGGAGAAUUUGGUUGGAGAGUCAUGUCCAUUAUUCGAGCUACUUUUUGAAUCUGACUAGCGUUGGUGCAAUUAGGCAAAUUCACUUAAGAUGAUAACAUUUAAUUGUGUCGGAUGAUGUUUGCGAGAUUGCUGCAAUUCCUAUACUCAAGAGACUCGAUUAACGAAUAGCACUGUACAAAGUACGUAAUACUUAAUAUUUUUGUAUAAAAUUAUAGGCUAUUUUGAAAAUCUAAAAUUCUGUAUUUUAUUUAUAUGAUGCUAAUUUGUAAUAUAAACAUAUGAACGUAAUUUGAUAUAUCCUGUAUAAAAUCAGAAUUCCAAAUAUUUCGUAAAGGACAUAAAUGUAUAAUAUAAUUUAUGUAAAAUUGUAUAGAAAUUAUUACGCGUUGCUUUUUGCGAUGUAUAACGGAGGUGUGCGAAUCAUGGUUUGCACAAUCUAAUCGAAUCAAAUCUUUGAAAAUAUAUUUGAAUUCGAAUUGAAUCGAUUUUCAUUAAACUAAAGAGAAUUAUCUUUUUAUAUAAAACGUUAUAUUUUCUAGAUGGUAAAUAGUAUUGCCGUAUAGUCGCUGCGCGUAAUAAAGUAUUAUAAUUAGCGACUAUUGUGCAUUCAACUUUUGCUGUCUUUUUAAUCGAUUUUAACUGUAAUUACUGUGAUAAAUAAAAUCAAAUUAAAUAAACUUUAAA
Molecule: messenger RNA, 3414 nt
Organism: Monomorium pharaonis (pharaoh ant)
Lineage: Eukaryota; Metazoa; Arthropoda; Insecta; Hymenoptera; Formicidae
Gene: Fem-1
Product: protein fem-1 homolog B
Exons: 10
Coding region: 620-2716 (698 amino acids)
Molecular function (GO): protein binding
Source: RefSeq, a predicted model, not a curated record